Rhagoletis zephyria (snowberry fruit fly) is the source of this 1197-nucleotide messenger RNA. Lineage: Eukaryota; Metazoa; Arthropoda; Insecta; Diptera; Tephritidae. The record is from RefSeq and is a predicted model, not a curated record.
AUGUCUCUGGCACAGAAGAAAGCCCUCUCCAACCUGAGCAAUUUGGUGGGCAACAACAACAAGCCGCCUCAAAAGCGAACGCUUGAGUCGCCCAAUAACAUUGCCAAUCUUAAGAAGAAGAAUGCAAAGAAAAACCAAGAGAAUAUUUGCGUUGGAAAAAAUGUGAAGGGCAAAGCUGUUGAUCCAACUCGGACCAUUGAGAGCAAGAUUAAGAAAAUCGCAAUCAAGGAUGAAAUCAAGGAUGAGAUGGAGGACUCCAUCGUUUUUCUCGCCACCAAAACUCGCCGUCCUGUUUUGGCUCGAGCGGCAAAGACUUUGGCUACUGAAAGUUCCUUAACCAUCGAAAAGGCGCCUUCAGUCACUUGGAAGGAGUGCUACAUUGCACCGGCCCAUCUUCCGGCAAAUGUGCCUGACUACGACAGGACCCAACUGAACAACAUCGAGUCAGAGCCGCUCUAUGCUUAUGAAAUCUUCGAAUACUACAAGCAAAAAGAGCUGGCGACUAAAACGGAAAAGUACAUGUCUAAGCAGAAUAAUUUGACUGACAAGAUGCGAGCCGUUCUCGUCGACUGGAUGGUCGAGGUGCAGCAGAACUUUGAGCUCAACCACGAGACGCUCUACCUGGCUGUCAAGUUUGUCGACCACUACUUGAUGAAAGAGUCCAUCACUCGGGCUCGCUUUCAGCUCCUAGGACUGACUGCCGUCUUUGUUGCUUGCAAGCUGGACGAGAGAAUCUUUCCCACCAUUGACGAUUUCAUCUACAUCAGCGAUGAUGCCUACACUCGAGAGGACUUUAUCGCGAUGGAAAUCGAGCUUCUGAAAGUGUUGGAUUUCAACCUCAACUUUCCGCUGUCAUACAGCUUUUUGCGAAGAUUUGCCCGAUGCGCUUCUCAGUCAAUUGAAACGCUCACUUUGGCGCGGUACAUUCUCGAGUCUUCGCUGCUAGACUACUCCGUAGUUGAUGAGCUUGACUCAAAGAAGGCUGCCGCCUCUUUGCUGCUGGCCCUGAAAAUGAAGAACCUGAAAUGGAAUGACUCUUUGGUCUUCUACUCGGGCUAUUCUGAAUGUGAUCUGGAAAGCUUGGUAGUCAUCUUGAACCGGCUCAUUUCAACUCCAAGCAAAUACGAGAACAUUCGGAACAAGUAUUCCGACAAAGUCUUUUUUGAGGUCGCAAAGCUAAAACCGAUUAGCAUCUGA